Monopterus albus (swamp eel) is the source of this 2097-nucleotide messenger RNA. It is a transcript of the gene ube2m, whose product is annotated as ubiquitin conjugating enzyme E2 M. The transcript has 6 exons. The coding region runs from base 188 to 745 and encodes 185 amino acids. The record is from RefSeq and is a predicted model, not a curated record. NCBI's taxonomy places the organism in Eukaryota, Metazoa, Chordata, Actinopteri, Synbranchiformes, Synbranchidae.
CUCCUCCUCUCCUCCCCCCGUUAGCUAACAGGCUAUGCUAGCAUCUCUCCUCAGUGUAAUUAGUUGAGACGCACCGGCUCCAUACACAUUACGGUGCUGUUGGGACUGAUCUCCUAAAACUCACGCACAGAUACCGCGCACACCGCAGGGACACACGGUACAGCAUCCAGUUAUCAAACAACUGAAGAUGAUUAAGCUCUUUUCCCUGAAGCAGCAGAAGAAAGACGAGGAAUCUGCUGGAGGAAACAGAACAGGAGCCGGGGGUAAAAAAGCCAGCGCGGCCCAGCUCCGAAUACAGAAAGACAUCAAUGAGUUGAACCUGCCAAAGACAUGUGAGAUCAACUUCCCUGAUGACGACGACCUCCUCAACUUCAGGCUCAUCAUCUCACCGGACGAGGGUUUUUACAAAGGAGGAAAGUUUGUCUUCAGCUUUAAGGUAGGUCAGGGUUAUCCCCACGACCCCCCCAAGGUAAAGUGUGAGACGAUGGUGUAUCACCCCAACAUCGACCUGGAAGGAAACGUCUGCCUAAAUAUCUUAAGAGAGGACUGGAAGCCUGUGCUGACGAUAAACUCCAUCAUCUACGGUCUACAGUAUCUAUUUCUAGAGCCUAACCCAGAGGAUCCAUUGAACAAGGAGGCAGCAGAGGUCCUCCAGACAAACCGGCGGCUCUUUGAGCAGAACGUCCAUCGCUCCCUGAGGGGCGGCUAUGUGGGCGCCACCUACUUCGAGAGGUGUCUGAAAUAACUCAGCGUCCCGUGAUCCUCCCCCUUCACUCCUCCCCCUCUGCCUCACCCCUCCUCACUCUUCUACUCCUCAGCCCUGCUCUAUGGCAGUAGCAGGAGCUGUGGUGACAGAAAGCAGCACGCCAGAAGACCCUUUUCUGUUUUAAAACAAAAGACGAAGAAAAACCCGCCCUCCCUUCUUCCACCUCCUCCCCCUCCUCCCUUUCUCAGUUUUACUACCAAAAUGCAGCAUUCAACCGAUUACACGCCACAGGGGGACGCCAGCACACAGCACACAUCUAAGUGGACUCAAAGAUGGCCGACAGCAAGUGGCAGCUGAGGAGGAGGGGGAGGCUGUAGGACUGAAAGAUGGAGGAAGGGGGAAGGCAGGUGUGGGUGGUCCGCUAAUGUUACUCUGGUGAGGCGAUGAUUCAGUGAACGCCACAGUGCUGAUGAUGAUGAUGAUCUCCACGUGAGUUUUUUAUUUUUUUUUUGCGUGUGGUACAGACACCUGGACUCAAACAGGUGGCCAGAAGGACACGCCCCCCUCGUUGUUGUCUGCUUGUUACACAUUAAUCGGCAGUAAACUCCAAACUUAGGGCAUUCUUGUCAAACAACUGUUCUCCCGUAUUUCUGUGCAGUGCCUCUAAGGAGUAGGAGGGGCUUGUGGAGUGGGAGGGGUUUAAAAUCGCAACAAGCACCAACGAGCCUUAGAAUGGUUCCUCAAAACAGGAGUUACCUUAAGGCAUUAUAUUUCCAACCUGUGAUAAACCCACAGCUAUAGAUGUAGUGGUGUUCAAGCUGUGGGGAGUGGUCACUUCAAAGGCUCGGGUUUCUCUGUUGGAGUGGGCGGAGCUUGUUAGUCACAAUAUUAUUGGGUGUGCUUUGAAGCUCCUUAAAGCAGAACAGCAACAUAGUUUUCAUCCAGCAAUGACGCCACAGUUAGUCAUAUGUCACGGCUGAUCAGCUCCAGGUGUGACAGGUGGCAGCAAAGGAGAAAGUGGAGGUUUUUGCCAUUCAGCUGAUGAAAUUGUGGUGAACUUUGCUGAAACAGCAUUCGUAUUUACUUCAGUCUUGUCGACUUAGCCACAAGAACACACCCAGAGUGAUUAGUUUGGAGUUUGCUGCUAAAAAAAACACAGUAUCAGGGCGGAGUUUGUUAGGUGGGCAGGGCUGUUGUGUGGGUGGGGGAUCAGUGUGUUUAAAGUAGCAGAGGGUCGUGAGGUUUAUGGGGACAGGAGGGACAUUUGUUUUCAUUUGUGGGGAUGGGGUGGGUCGUUGUGGGCGGGGUCACAGAGGGGAAGGACGUAAAUGUUACGAUUCUAUUGUGUAUAUUGAAACCCCAGCUGUUCACAUUGACUGCAAUAUGAUUUA